Messenger RNA from Biomphalaria glabrata, 1997 nucleotides. Its product is annotated as synaptosomal-associated protein 29-like. Gene Ontology annotation, molecular function: SNAP receptor activity; syntaxin binding. The record is from RefSeq and is a predicted model, not a curated record. The transcript is spliced from 5 exons. NCBI's taxonomy places the organism in Eukaryota, Metazoa, Mollusca, Gastropoda, Planorbidae. Gene Ontology annotation, biological process: synaptic vesicle priming; synaptic vesicle fusion to presynaptic active zone membrane; exocytosis. The coding region runs from base 144 to 1079 and encodes 311 amino acids. Gene Ontology annotation, cellular component: plasma membrane; SNARE complex.
GAAAAUAAAUAAUAGUAAAUUUGUCAUCCUGCGUAUGUCGGAUCUAGAAUCUAGAUUAAAAAGAUUAAACUUAAAUAGAUCUAGAUCUAAAUCUAGCAAUAGGCAUUGGGCUAAACUUACUAGCAAUCUCUACAUAACUCAAAAUGUCACGGUAUCAUCAGUCAUCGAAUCCAUUUGAUGAGGACGAUGAUGACAUCAAAGAGGAUGAUUUUGUGGUUGUUGAUAAAAACAAAUUGUCUCAGACAUCAACAGGCAAUUCCAACAGAUAUACAGCACCUUCCCAGCCAGUAAAAGAUCCAAGAACAGUAACUCCAGCUACUUCUAAUAAAUCAGCCACUUCAUCAUAUUCUUAUGGAAAUUCAAAUGGUCAAGCUAGAAAUGCAUAUCCUUUCCACAAUUCUGAGAGUGAAGAUAAUCCAUUUGAAGAUCGCAGGCAGUAUUUACAAAGGCAGAUUGAAAAUUCCGAAAAUACACAACUUGAGAGUACUCAGCGAGCCUUAGCCAGUAUAUAUGACUCUGAAGCUAUGGGUAUUGCCACAGCAGAGGAGCUCAUGAGACAAGGGGAAACUCUCAACAACAUUGAAAGUAAAACAGACAGCAUGCAGCAGAAUUUAAAAACAUCUCAACGUCAUCUAAAUAACAUCAAGAGUGUUUUUGGUGGUAUCAAAAACUGGUGGUCAACAGAUAAGAAACAAGCUAACUCAACAGCAAAACCAGUUGAAGCUAAUUCAAGGCUAAAAGCUGCACUGGAGACAUCAGAAAAAAGUAAACCAGAUGUUCGUGGAUUUUACGAUGAAGAUGAUCUGGAUUCAAAAUUUAUGGCUAGUGCUAGGAAGCCAGUUUCCGGACAGUACACAAUGAUCACACCAGUAACCAGAUCUGCGAGAGAAGAGGAAGUGGAUCAAAAUUUAGCUCUCAUGGGUGAUGGUAUGUCAAGGUUGAAAAGUUUAGCCCUGGGUCUCGGGGAUGAGAUUGAAAAACAGAAUGAACAGCUGGACAGAAUCAAUACUAAAGUCGACUCCACGGAUAUACUGCUUGGCCACCAGAACACUCAAAUGAAAAGGAUACUGAAAAACUAAACUAUCGUACUGACCUUGUCUUUGGAUAGUGAAGAACUGAUCUGUUGCCCUCAUCUUGUCUCCAACAUUUCUAAGUAUCAUUUAGGAUAUUGUCAAUUUCUAUUGAAAAACGUUUUGCUUAAUUGUUUUGUUUCGUAAUUUUAAAUUUGAGAAUUCAAAAUAUUUUUUAAAACUCAUUUUUAAAAUAUAUUUAUAUAUAAAUUAUAAAUAUAUAUAAAAUACAAAAAUGGAUUUUCAAUAGUUUGAUGUUUUUUUAAAUACUUGUGGGUUGAUUUUUUUUUCUAAUCAGAAGUGUUUGUGAUAUUUGUGUUAUGGAUGAUUCUGUAUAUAUAUAUAAAUAUCUUAAUUUGAAUAAUUCUAAGUGUAAGAUGUUCAACGGGCUAUCAUCUUUCACUUGGUGGCCAUUGUUCCAACCGGUCUUUCUUGACCAGGAAUAUGUAUGUGGAAGUAAUUGUGUUCAAUGAAAAUUAGUUACAAACAUUUUUGAAAAAAAAAGGCAAAUUAUCAGUGCUGAAUCAUUUGAAAUUUGGUGGCAGUUUAAAGCAUUAUUUAUUAUUAUCUAUAAAAGAAUUUUUUACUUUAACAAAACUUUUGUAAAGAAAGUUGAAAUUAUUUUAAAGAAACCAUUUUUUGAACCAUUAAAAAGGUUUUACCUAAAUGGCAAUCAAGCGUAUCUUUAUUCAUUUUUAAAUUUGAAGUUUCAUUUCUUAUUUAGAGAUCCUUACAUGAUUCCAAUUUAAUUAAUUGGUUUGUCUUUAAAACAAAGGUCAGAGUACACAAUUGUAAAAUAUUACCUCUUUAUUUCAUGUAGUGUUGCAUUGAUAUGUACGUUGCAGUACAUAUUGUAUUGUAUGUUUUCAUUUCACUGAUUUGUAAUGUAUCAAAUGUGUGUUGUUUAAUUAAAAUAUCACAUGACCA